AUGAGAAGCCUUACAAGUGCCCACACUGUUCUUAUAGCUGGUGCGUGGUUUUUUCCCUAUUUAUCUAUCCUUUCUCCGUGA
This is a messenger RNA of Staurois parvus, 81 nucleotides long. The record is from the annotation of a GenBank genome assembly. Lineage: Eukaryota; Metazoa; Chordata; Amphibia; Anura; Ranidae.